CAAACACUGUGAGUUCUGAGUAGGCUGUAUCUGAGCGAUAUAGCAGAGCCACCACAAACGCGCGGCGUUCGCGGUGUGACUAUCCCAAACCACAGCAGCUACAGGCACAGUCAAGUGGUCUCAACUAUAGCCCUCCCCGGGUUGACCGGGUGGGGGGCUUGGCGCUUACUGCGCAGCGUAUCCACCGCAGUCGUGCCGUCGUUCUCGUUUACAAAGCUCUCCGUCACGGUCUUGGCUGGCUGAGGCAGUGUUUACCAAGAUGCCUGCCUUCGCUUGGCGCAGCAGGUAUUAAGCUGUGUUGUAGAGUGAUCGUAAACGCAGGAUGCGUAAACGAAAACUCCAACUUAAGCUCAACCGUGACCGCCAGCCUAAGCCAACACAAUGGAUAGCGAUGGUCUUUUUCCCCCGGAGAUUCAGAGAGCCACUCUCAGAUUGAAAAAGUCCCACAAGAAAUCUCGAACAGGCUGCGACACAUGCAAGCAAAGGCGUGUCAAAUGUGACGAAACCCGGCCAUCAUGCAAAAAUUGCUUAUUGCGAGGGAUCAAAUGCCGCUAUAGCAAGCGUCUGUGCACUGCAGACCCGGUAGAUGCUCCAACAAGGAAGAUAGAUGCCAAUCACAGCACAAGCCCCGGCUCCUCCAGCUCUCCCGACUGCGAGAACGGGGCUGCGUUGGCAGCAAGUCCAGUCAAUCUUGGUGGGAUCGAUGAUGCCGAGCUCAGUCGGUACUACUUCGAGUACACCCUGCAUACUUUCACGCGCAGCUGCGUACGGCAGGAGUCUUCGUGGGCGUGGCACAUUUUCGUUCCCAGCCUGGCCUAUAGUACCGAAACGGUGCGCCAUGGCAUGUUGGCACUCGCCGCCAUGUCUAGGUAUUACGCAGCUAGGGACGAUGAAGAACGUCCACUGAAGUACCUCGAAGCUGCCAAAGCCCACGGCAAUGUGUUCGUCUCCCAAGGCACGGCAGCGCUGCAGAAACUGCACCCAAAGGAGGCCAACGCCAACGUGGCAAAUAGCAGGCUGCUAGCCGUAUUAGCAUUUGCGUUCGCCCGACAAUACCGCAGUGCCGGCGUGGAACUGGCCUGUGCGACCUCCUGGACAUGGCUUCACUUGCUUCGUGGCGUGCGCACGGUCUACACUGCAAUGGUUGAAGCCAAGCAAGAUAUCGAUCCGCUAAUUAAGCGGGACAUGGUUCCAGAAGUGGUUCCAGAAGUCUCGACAGCAGGUCCGGUGGCUGAAGUCUCCUGCACCUCUAGCAUAACGAGCGGCAUGCGAAGCAUUCUGGAUGCGAUACAGUGUAGUCAGCACGAGCGGUUUUCUUUAUUACGGGACGCCUGCCACGCAGUCAUAGAUGACGAGUACGCCGAAGACUACCUCGCAGCGCUUGCAAACCUAAUCGAAGUUACAGAGCACAUCUGCUCAGGCAGAUUGAAUAGCCUCUUCCGCUCUCUCUGCACUUGGCCGGGCAGACUCUCAAAAAGCUUCGUCAUGCUUCUAACAACCCUUCACCCUGCAGCGCUUGCACUCUACUCGCACUGGCUGUUGCUGGUCGUGCUUGCGGAGGAUAUGUGGUGGAUGGGCGAUAUGGGUCGGGCUGGUAUAGGUGCAGUUGUUGAGCUACUCUUGAAGUUGGACCCUAGUGUAUUGGCGCUUGUCGAAUGGCCAAGGCGAAUCAUGAUGAUGGUUCCAGAUCAUGUUGGGACUAGUCCGCUCGAGGCCCGCCACUGCUAGGUAUGGAGCUCUAUGGCUUGAUGUCUCACAAAAGUCCGAAUCAUACAGACCUUCGAGUCGGGUAGAGCUAGACGAUCAGAUCCACAAGCAAUGAAGAAGCUACCACGUACCUACGGCGGCAUCCUCUUAUUGGAUGAGUCUGCCCCAAGGCACUAUAAUCCGUCGCGAAGCGCUUGGUACAUCAACAGAUCCUUGUCCAGCUGUAUUGGUGCGGACAAAGUAAAUAUGCUGCAGCAAAGCGAAGUGUCAAAGGUUUUUGCCGCUGGCUUUUUAGGAAGCCAUGUUCACGUUCCAUGUAUGUACGCCUUCUUCAACAGCGGAUACGAGUGAGUCAUGAUCAGAGCAACAGACUGGAUGCUCUCCUCUCAGAUUAAAUAUGGGCAGGAGACAGUGCCUUGACCAGCCAUCACAUA
This is a messenger RNA of Baudoinia panamericana UAMH 10762, 2141 nucleotides long. RefSeq lists its product as uncharacterized. The record is from RefSeq and is a predicted model, not a curated record. NCBI's taxonomy places the organism in Eukaryota, Fungi, Ascomycota, Dothideomycetes, Mycosphaerellales, Teratosphaeriaceae. The transcript is spliced from 2 exons. Bases 382 to 1728 code for a protein of 448 amino acids. Gene Ontology annotation, biological process: regulation of transcription by RNA polymerase II. Gene Ontology annotation, molecular function: zinc ion binding; DNA-binding transcription activator activity, RNA polymerase II-specific.